AGAUUAACCUGACAGAGGGAGUCGAGCUUUAAAACAGUGCGGCGGUCAGAGCAGACACGCAGAGCCUGAGUGAGGAGUGAGGCAGACCCUCAGAGAGAGAGAAAGAGACAGAGAGAGAGAAAGUGAGAGAGAGAAAAAGAGGAAGCACACUUUCACUCUUGUGUUCAUACAGACGUGUCCUGACAGCCGUGCUUGUAGCUGUAGGGCUUUGGCUAUUGAUGUUCACGGAAGCUUUUUUUUAAUGUCUUCAUCAACAGGACUGAACCCUAUAUAGUGCAGCCCAGCUACGUGAAACUUUUCCAAGCAUCAGCAGGAUUCCUAAUAGCUCGGUGGGAACAACUGAGGACUUCCUUGCAGUGGAUCUAAGAGGUGGUACUGUGCAAAAGAACUAAGAAGAAGAGGAAGCAGAGGAAGAAGAGGAAGCAGAGGAAGAAGAAGGACAAGAAGCAACUGACUGUUGGCUGUAGCAUCCAGGGGUUACAUCUCGGGUUCUCCAGGUGAAGGUGAAAAGAGAGGGGAGGGGAACUUCAGCAAGAGUGGGGAUCAUGGAUGCCGGACCUAUGACUUCUGUGAGCGGUGAUGGCGUGAGCCUGGGUGAUGGCGGCAACGGCGGCGGAGGGGAGACGGUGUGCGCGGCACUGGCCCGCUACGAGAACACGCUCCGCGACGCCGUGCGGGAGAUCCACGUGGACGUGAGCGCCUUCAAGCUGGGCGUGGAGCGGCGGCUGGAGGAGGCCCUGCACGUCAGCGGGCCGCUGGGAUGCGCCGUAGCCCAGCUGCAGCAGGAGAACCGGCAGCUCCGCAGCCAGCUGGAGGCGCUCACGCGGCAGGUGGAGAUGCUCACCUGCACCCCCUGCGACCGCAGCGCCCUCCUCGGACCCGGCUCGGGGCUCCAGCACCAGCAGAUGCCCGGAGGAAGUGGCGUUGGUGGUGGUGGUGGUAGCAGCAGCACGGGUCACCAGAUGCACGGCAGUAGCAGCGGCGGCGGCGGCAGCAGUGGCACCGGUAACCCCCAGAGUCCCUCAGCGGGGGGGCCGAGCUCCCCAUGCGCGGGCGCCACAGGGUCGGCUAGCGGACUGGCCUCCAGCCCCACCGCCAUUCGCUUCUCCAGUCGAGCUACCUUCGCAGUGUCCAGCAAGACCAACAGUAUCGAGAGAGAGGAGCCCAUUGAAGUAGAUCAAGCCCCCACAACCACAGGCUUGGAAAAUGGCCACACACCAAUGUCAGAAAGCACCCCAAUGGCCGAGAGGGAGAGCUCUCCGCCUGGCCGUGACUUCCGUGCUCCGCGUCCGAUGGCCAUGCCCCACCUGCCCAUCACGGCCACCACCAAGACCGCAGACCCAUCCGCCUCCGCUGUCAUGAGGAGCCCUGACUCCCCCAGUAGCCCCACCAUGCGUUCUCUGCCCUCCUCCAUCGCAGACCUGCAGUCCUACAGCGACCACCACCACCACACCGCCAUGGACAACCAGCCACUCGCCAUGACGGAGUCGCCCGUUCACCAAGCCCCUACUGUGAAGACGUGGAGUCCUAGCCCCAUCAGGACAAUGGGAUCCCCUCGGUUAUCAGAAAGAACAGCCUCCGCACCUGCAAAAUCUGUGACAUAUUCAGGACUAGCCCAGCAACACAAUGACAGAGGUCAGGAUGGAAAUGGGGACACCCCCUUCAGCCGGGUCCCAGAGCGGAGGCGUGAACUAGUGAGGUCACAGACGCUGCCACGGAACAUUGGAGCCCAAGCACGGCGCUCCAUCUUCGAGAGGCUCGACUCUGAAAAUAACAGGCCCAAACCAGUUGACUCGAAGCCUAAACUUAAACGCUCUCAAAGCUUUGGCGUGUCAAGUGCCAGCAGCAUCAAGGCAAUCCUGCUAGAGUGGUGCCGCUCCAAAACCAUUGGAUACCAGAACAUCGACAUCCAGAACUUCUCGUCCAGCUGGAGUGAUGGUAUGGCCUUCUGCGCUCUUGUCCAUUCCUUCUUCCCCACCGAGUUCGACUACAAUGUGCUGACACCUACUGAACGCAAGCACAACUUCGAGAUGGCUUUUGGCAUUGCAGAGGCAAAGGCUGGCUGUGAUCGGCUCAUCGAAGUGGAGGACAUGAUGGUGAUGGGCCGCAAACCAGACCCCAUGUGCGUCUUCACAUACGUCCAGUCCCUUUACAAUCACCUGCGCAAGUUUGAAUGAACUUCAACUCACCAAGUUGUUGGUAGAGUAGUGUAGUAUCCUCCACCGAUAAUCUGAUGGACUGUUCACCAAGAGAUCAAGAAGGAACAACACUGCCCCCUUGAGGAUGAAACUGUCUCCUACAACGCAUUGUGAUCGGAAGCCCACUGCAGAUCGAAAGCAGUGAUGGGGCACCUGGACUUGACAGCUCUAAUCCGGUGCCACAUAUUCCAAAAUACAUGGUUUCACCUGUCCAAAAUAGGUCAACUGGGACAGGUAAAAGUAGGUCAUUUGGAAUAUGUGACACAGGAUUGUAACUUCUGAGUCCAGUCGCUGGAUGGAAGGUUCUUCCACAGCAAGUAAAACAAACAAAUGGGCUUGUGACUGUUAAGAGUUUGUUUGAGCAGCAUGCGAUGGAGGAGCGUUGCUGCAAGGCUACUCAUUGCCACUGUGUGCUAAUUGUGCCUUAUGCAUCAUGAUAUUGAGUGAUGCUUCCAAUCACCACCAAUUAGGUGGUCUUGAAGAGCUUCUUUAGGUUUUUUUUUCUUUUUCAAAGUUUGUAUCACUUUUCUAUCUGUGGUGUGUGAAGAGAAUUCUAUUUAUCUGUAUGUUGUGAGCAGCCUGUAACCUGUACUUUCUGCCUCCACCACGCGUUUUUAAAGCUCUGAACAGAUGUUAUCUCCCACCACGCCUACACAGACUGCAGCGGAUGACCAGUUUGACAAUUUGUCUAUUUUCUGACUGAGUAAAGAAACACUUGGAUAGUGUGAUGUUUCGUUUUGCCUUUCUGAUGAACAAUAAAGGUUUACAAUAAAUCCUCCAAUGAUACAGAAGUUCUUUUCAAGCUCUCCUGAGCAGGGGCGAUUCUAGACCAAAAUGACCAGGGGGCCGAGGUGGAGCCAUUCUUUUUUCAGGGGGCACAUCCAUUU
Molecule: messenger RNA, 3085 nt
Organism: Engraulis encrasicolus (European anchovy)
Lineage: Eukaryota; Metazoa; Chordata; Actinopteri; Clupeiformes; Engraulidae
Gene: smtnl2
Product: smoothelin, like
Exons: 9
Coding region: 546-2177 (543 amino acids)
Biological process (GO): actin cytoskeleton organization
Cellular component (GO): filamentous actin; microtubule organizing center
Molecular function (GO): protein binding
Source: RefSeq, a predicted model, not a curated record